UUGGUUUACCAAACCGUCAUUCAGACGGAGCCACGUCCAAUCAUCUAGCGGCUUUUCAAUCCUAUAAUUUUGGCGGCGGUCGGAAGAUGGCGGAAAAUUUGAAAGUUUGUAGGGUAGCAUGCAUCGCUACUGUAGCCCAGCUGGAGGUGAUCUGUCGAGAGCAGGGGGUGAAGUGUGACGAGCUGGGCAUCAACAAGCACAACCUGUGCGACUAUGAGGUGGAAUAUCUCUGCGACUACAAAAAGAAAGUCAUCAAUAUUGGGAAGAUACAAAUAGUACAGGAGUUAUACUUGGUGAAAUGGAAGGGCUACCCCGAAUCCAGCAACACUUGGGAACCACGGAAGAACCUUAAGUGCGUAGAUCUUCUCAACCAGUUCUGGGAGGACCUGAAUGCAGAGAUGCGGAGACAGAAGAAGCGUGCUGCCCCUCGUCGCCUAGACCCCGCCACCGUGUCACAGAUCGUCCAGCGGGCCAAACUCAGACAGACCCUUAAACAGUGGGAGACACACCUCAACAGCCUGGGCACCCACAAGGGCCACAUCUACGUGCGGAACCAGGUCGACCUGGAAGGCCCGCCGAAGAACUUCACCUACAUAAACGACUAUAAAGUGGGUGAUGGGAUCUUGCUGAAUGAGGUAUCCGUGGGCUGCGAAUGCACAGACUGCCUGGAAAACCCCGUAGAGGGAUGCUGUGCCGGAGCAUCGCAGCACAAGUUUGCUUACAAUGAGUUAGGCCAGGUCCGCAUUCGGCCCGGGUUGCCCAUUUACGAAUGCAACAAGCGCUGCCGAUGCGGGAUCGACUGCCCCAACAGAGUGGUGCAGAGGGGAAUUCAGUAUUCCCUCUGCAUUUUUAGGACAGACAAUGGAAGGGGAUGGGGGGUAAAAACCAUGGAGCGCAUUCGGAAGAACACUUUCGUUAUGGAGUAUGUCGGGGAGAUCAUUACAACAGAAGAAGCCGAACGCAGAGGUCACAUAUAUGAUAAAGAAGGCGCCACCUAUCUGUUUGAUCUGGAUUAUGUUGACGACGAGUACACCGUGGAUGCUGCUCACUAUGGAAACAUCUCUCACUUUGUCAAUCACAGUUGUGACCCCAACCUCCAGGUAUAUAAUGUGUUCAUUGAUAACCUGGAUGAGCGGCUGCCGCGGAUAGCGUUCUUUGCCACUCGUGGGAUAAAGGCAGGAGAGGAACUCACAUUUGACUACAACAUGAAAAUUGACCCAGUAGAUGCUGAGAGCACGAAGAUGGAUUCUAAUUUCAGUCUGACGGGACUCCCAGGCUCUCCUAAAAAGCGAAUGCGCGUAGAGUGCAAAUGCGGGGUGUCGACAUGUCGAAAGUACCUCUUCUAGAGGAAGUCCAUGCUAAAUAGGGACUGAAAGAAGAUCAUGUGUUCCAGUGAAUGUUGAAAGCAUCUGCAGUUUAGAAACUGUUUUGCGAGGCGUUUUGAAAUACUUAAUUGAAUUUUAAAUAUAUAUUUAAGAAUUUUUUUAUUUCCUCAAGAUCAACCUCAACUAUUUACUUAGUAUUGUUGUCUUCCACAUUUAAAUAGUGUAUAAAAUGUAGCAAUACUUUUUCAGUUUGUCCAUUAGAAAAGUUUGUAAAGUAAACAAAAAAAAAUAUUUUCAGUAAAUUUUUUAAACCCUUAUUUUAAUUCAUAUCAAGCUUUGACUCCUUGGAAUUCUUAUUUUUUGUACAUUGAAAUAUGCUUUAUCUGUUCAAAUAGAAUGGAUUCUCUUUUUAUUUUUUACUUUUACCAGAAAAAAAAAAAAAUGUAGACAUAUUUUUAGGAAAUAUUUUUAGGCCAGUGCAAAAUAUCAAAAAUCUAUAAUGUCCUUCCCUCAAUUUUUUUUUCAUGCGCUCAGAUUUCCACCAGGGGGCGAAAUUUUAUUGUUAAUGCACAGAAGCGGAAGUUCGUUAGACUGAAGGAGGGGGACCUACAUGAAAUGUUGCCUUUUAUACAUACAAAAUGUUAUCAUUCUGUGUUUUACGUGUGUAUAGUCUAACAAAAUUCAUACUGUCAAAACUGGUUUUUCAGUAACUGUAUUUGAGUGCUGGACCUAAACAGAUGCAUAAAUGCUUAACUUUAUUAUUUCACAGGUCUGACUAUUCAGGGCUGUGUUUCCCGAAAGCUUACUUAUGCUUCCUGUGCUUUCGGGAGUCAGAGCUCAGGUGGUUUUCAGAACUGGACAGUGAAGCUGGAAUGUGUGCUGUAGGUUAAUGUGAGAUGGUAUAUCAAUUCUGGAUUAACCAAUGCCCAGGACCAUUUUGCUUAAAUGAAAUAAAUUCACACAAUUACAUAACUAUCGUUCAACCAAAUCUGUGCAUAUGUAAAUAUUUAAAGACUACCACUUGUUAUUUUUUGGGGGUUUUGCAUUAAAAAAAAAUCAAAUCAA
Molecule: messenger RNA, 2390 nt
Organism: Carassius auratus (goldfish)
Lineage: Eukaryota; Metazoa; Chordata; Actinopteri; Cypriniformes; Cyprinidae
Product: histone-lysine N-methyltransferase SUV39H1-like
Exons: 6
Coding region: 87-1346 (419 amino acids)
Cellular component (GO): nucleus
Molecular function (GO): histone H3K9 methyltransferase activity; zinc ion binding; protein binding
Source: RefSeq, a predicted model, not a curated record